Messenger RNA from Candida tropicalis MYA-3404, 1281 nucleotides. RefSeq lists its product as uncharacterized. Bases 1 to 1281 code for a protein of 426 amino acids. The record is from RefSeq and is a predicted model, not a curated record. Gene Ontology annotation, biological process: transcription initiation at RNA polymerase II promoter. Gene Ontology annotation, cellular component: transcription factor TFIIA complex. NCBI's taxonomy places the organism in Eukaryota, Fungi, Ascomycota, Pichiomycetes, Serinales, Debaryomycetaceae. The transcript has a single exon.
AUGGAAGAUAAAAACAAACGUCGUCUUUCAAUUCUUCAUCCAUUAACAAAUAAAAACACUCUAUUGUCUACAACUGCAGCAGCUGCCACAAAUACAAAUACAACUACCACCGCAACAACAGCAACAACAGCAAAUAAUAGUAAUAAUAAUAAUAACAAUACCUUCGCUGCAGUGAUAGCAUCUACAACUUCUUCUGUUAAUAAUUCCCCUGCUAAUCUCCAGCAUGCAAGAAAUUUGAAUUUCCCGCCAAAUUAUAACUUUAAUGGCAUUAAUCCAAUAACAUCUAAUACUACCACUACAACAACAACAACCACUCCGACUCCGACUCCGACUCCGACUCCGACUCCGACUCCUACACUUCCCGGUAAUCAUAUUUCAAACAAUAGAAUCCAGUUAGGGUUUGGGAUUCCUCCUGAUUCUUAUAUAUAUGGUAGAGGUUACAAUGGUAAGCCAAUGGGUUUAGAUAAUGAUCAAAUUCCAAGAUAUAUACCAAAUGAGCAUUCUAAAAGAGGUAUCUUGACAACUUCAAAUCGCAACAUCUACCAAGAAUCAAAUCACCAUGUUCAUCAUCAACAACAGCAACAUCAACAACAACAACAACAACAGCAUCUAAAUCUCAGCUAUAAUAAUGUAUCUACUAAUCAAUCACAAUUUGGUUUUAUUCUACCACAACAAUUAAAGAACGAAUCUACUAACAAUUUACAAGUGUCAAAUCUAGAGAUUUACAAUAAUUUAAAUCCAAGAAAAUCACCCAAUAUGAAUUAUAAAGAAAAAAUUAGUAAUUGGAUGGCAUCAAUACCACAGUUUAAUAAUAGUGAAAAUAAUGAGAUAUAUAUUGAUUGUUAUCCAGGUGUUAUUUCUACUAGUAAUACACCUUCAACAUCAGAUGAGGAAAUUGAUUUAUCAGAUGUAGAAGAUAUCUUGGAAUUACAAGCACAAAAAGUUACUAAAUAUGUAACAAGAUUAUAUAUUCAUGAGGUUGAAAAUUCCUGUUUAACACGAGAUGGUAAUGCUCAUAAUGAUAAUGAUGAUGAUGACGACGACGAUGAUGAUGAUGAUGUUGAUGAUGAUGAUGAUGAUGACGACGACGACGAAGAAGAAGAGGAAGAAGAGGAUGAUGAAGGGGAGAAUAACGACAGAGAAAAAGCUAUCGAUGAUUUACCAGGUGCACGCAACGAACAGGCUAUACAACGAAAUGUGGAAAUCUCCUAUCAAAAGAAUGGUAUGAACCGGUUGAUUCAUCGUGACCCUAAUACGCCUAUUUCAUUCAAUAUCAAUUGA